AUGCAUUCAACUACCAAAUUUGUCAAGAUUAUAUCAACUGAUUGCAUUCCUAAUUAUCCAGAUUGUAAUAUUCCCACUGUGUUGGUGUACAAUAAUGGUGCAGUGAACGCAAAUUAUGUUGGUUUGCAUACUUUUGGUAGCAGGUGCACUCCAGAAGGUGUUGCUAUGAUUUUAUGCCAAUCAGAUCCUGUUCUUAAUGAUGGACUCAAUGGUGAAGCUUCUAGAGAAGCUGUUCUUGAAGGAGUGAGGAAAAGGUUUAUAGAGAUGCACUCCAGAAGGUGUUGUUUUCUUAAUGUUUUAUGUUAA
This is a messenger RNA of Lactuca virosa, 306 nucleotides long. The record is from the annotation of a GenBank genome assembly. NCBI's taxonomy places the organism in Eukaryota, Viridiplantae, Streptophyta, Magnoliopsida, Asterales, Asteraceae.